AUGCUCGCCUCAGCUGCAAGCGAAUUUGACCCGGUCUACAUAGUCCGCCUUAAAGACCCACCCGUCGCCGCAUAUUCCGGCGGAAUCGGCGGCUACCCGGCCACCGCGCCCGCCGCCACCGCCGCGAUCGCGCUCGAUAAGCUAACGAAAUCGGCGACAAACGCGGCGAAGCAGCUGUGGAGAAAACGCACGAAGCUGAACGUUCGUGCGCCGAACGUGAAGGCGUUUGUGAAGUUUUUAAAGAAUCAGCAGACGAAGAUCGCGCAGGACGCGGGCGUUGCCGCGAGCAAGAUCAUCCACAGCUACACGCACGUGCAGAACGGGUUGGCAGCAGUGCUCUCGCCCAAGGAGGUCCGCGACCUGCAGGCGCAUCCGGACGUGGCGGCCGUCACGCAGAGCGUGCGCCUGGCGCCCUCCACCACGCAUUCCCCGCAGUUCCUGCGCCUUCCGCAGACUCUCUGGAAGUCCGCGGGCGGGGAGGCAUCUGCGGGGGAGGACGUGGUGAUUGGCGUGGUCGACACGGGGAUCUGGCCCGAGCACGCGUCGUUCGCCAACACGGCCGCAAACCCGUACGGCGACCCGCCGAAGACGUUCACGGGGGAGUGCGAGCCGACGCCUGACUUCCCGCGGACGAAGUGCAACGGCAAGCUGGUGGGCGCGCGCUAUUUCAAUGCCGCCUUCUACAAGCAAACCAAGGGAAAGAUUGACACCACCGAGGAUUACUCGUCUGCCCGCGAUACGAACGGCCAUGGCACGUGGUGCGCUAGUGCGGCGGCGGGCAACAAGGGAGUGGUCCUAGACGGCGACAUCAAAAUCAGCGGCAUGGCGCCGCGCGCGCGCCUCGCAGCGUACAAGGUCUUUUGGCGGAACAGCGACGGCGACUCGUGGGCCAACUCCGCGGACGUCAACGCAGCCGUCGAUUCCGCUGUGAUGGACGGUGUGGAUGUGAUCGGCCUGUCGCUCGGAGGCGUGAACCCCACCGGCACGUAUUUUGACGACAUGGCGACUCUCAACGCACUCGCCGCGGGCGUGGUGGUGGUGUUUGCAGCGGGCAAUGCGGGCAGUGUGCACCCGGCCAAGGGGGAGUACCGCCUGAUUGACAACUUCUCACCGUGGUACCUCUCCGUGGGAGCCAGCACCAUAAGCAUAUACACAGACAUGCUAGCCAAUGCCAUAGCCUCCCCGGCCAGUAAAACGGCCCUCACUGCUUCCGAUGAUGGCGAUGACAGCACCAACUCACAGACCACAGCUAGCACCUCUGGCAGUGGCAGCAGUGGCGGCAGUGGCGGCGGUGGCAGCAGUGGCAGCAGCGGUGCUGGCGCUGGUGGUGCUGCUGGUGCUGAUGCUGGUGGGGGUGCUGGUGCUGAUGCUCUUGCUGAUGCUGGAACGACCACCGAUUCAGUCUCUUCCAAGGAAUCCAAAGACAUAACCUUCUCCGAGUCAUACACUAAUCCUAACGAGGCGCCUAUUGUCGCGUUUUUCUCCUCCACUGGUCCUCUAGUCGCCCCAGCCGCUAUCCCCGCUUCCGGACGGCCCACUAACGACAUCCUUAAACCCGACAUCAUCGCUCCUGGCUUCCAGCUAUGGGGCGCCGCGCCCAGUCCCAAACUCACGGACUACGACAACUAUUUCAAGAGGCUCUCCGGGACGUCCAUGGCUACACCGCAUGUUGCGGGAAUCGUGGCGCUUAUUAUCCAGGAAAGGCCCACGUGGACUCCGGCGCAGAUCAUGUCGGCGAUUAUGACCACGGCGAGCGUGCGAAACAACAAGAAGAAGCCGAUUCGGGUCACGGUGGAAGGACGAGGCGAGCGCGUUGCGACUCCGUGGGAGAUGGGUGCAGGGCAUGUGAACCCUACGAGUGUUCUCGACCCUGGCUUGACAUACGACUCGAACCAGACGGAAUACAGAAACUUUCUCGCGGGUUUGGACUUUAACCUGGCGAAGUGGGAAUUUCGUUCGAUCGCUGUCUCGCCAAUCCGCGCGUGCAAUCUGAACCGUGCGUCCAUCAGUGUGUCGAAAGUUGCGAAGACCGAGUUUCUCGAUCGAGCCAGAGCAAACUGUAACCUACACGGUUACAUUUACAGUUAA
Molecule: messenger RNA, 2088 nt
Organism: Closterium sp. Yama58-4
Lineage: Eukaryota; Viridiplantae; Streptophyta; Zygnematophyceae; Desmidiales; Closteriaceae
Source: the annotation of a GenBank genome assembly